AUGUACAGAUUUUUGUGUUGGCAUAAAAUAUAUCCUAUACAGUUUCCAGAAUUUUCGGAGAAUAUCAAAACAAAGAAAUUCGUUCUGAUACAUGGAGAAGGAUUUGGAGCAUGGUGUUGGUACAAAAGUAUAGCUCUAUUGAAAGAAUCAGGAUUACUUCCCAUUGCCUUAGAUCUCAUGGCAUCUGGCAUUGAGUUGACUGAUACAAACAGGGUCACUACUCUAGCAGACUAUUCAAAACCUUUGAUUGAUUAUUUGCAAAACCUACCAGAGGAUGAAAAGGUAAUUCUAGUUGGUCACAGCAGUGGAGGGGCUUGCAUUUCUUAUGCUUUGGAGCAUUUCUCAUGGAAGAUCUCCAAAGCAGUAUUCCUGUGUGCUACAAUGGUAUCUGAUGGGCAGAGGCCUUUUGAUGUAUUUGCUGAAGAGGUAGAGUUUCAAUAUUUGACUAUGCAUACCACAGUCUAA
Ilex paraguariensis (yerba mate) is the source of this 465-nucleotide messenger RNA. The record is from the annotation of a GenBank genome assembly. Lineage: Eukaryota; Viridiplantae; Streptophyta; Magnoliopsida; Aquifoliales; Aquifoliaceae.